Messenger RNA from Hippocampus comes (tiger tail seahorse), 351 nucleotides. Its product is annotated as dystrotelin-like. Lineage: Eukaryota; Metazoa; Chordata; Actinopteri; Syngnathiformes; Syngnathidae. The coding region runs from base 9 to 323 and encodes 104 amino acids. The record is from RefSeq and is a predicted model, not a curated record. The transcript has 3 exons.
CCCCCUUCAUGGAUGUCACCAGUCUCAUUUCCGGGCUGGAGGACUUCGAUAAAAUCCGUCCGCCUGCCUACAGAGUCGCACUGAAGCUUGAAAGUCUACAGAACAUCUGUCGCAUGGAUGUCGUGUCGGCUCGCCACAUCGAGGCCGCCUUCGACUUGGGGGGCAGAGCCAAGCGGGGGCGAGAUUCUAUCUUGAGCAAGGAGCAAGUAACCCAGCGCCUGAACGGGAUGUUCCGGAGUGCGUCGCCGGAAUUUGCAGAUCGUUCCACUGCGGAGCCGACGGAAAAAUUAUGCAGUCUUAUAUUCAGGAUGUUUGACAGGUGAAAUCUCAUUGAGAGAUGGAUGACAGGUG